This is a messenger RNA of Patiria miniata (bat star), 2115 nucleotides long. Its product is annotated as sorting nexin-24-like. The transcript is spliced from 6 exons. Lineage: Eukaryota; Metazoa; Echinodermata; Asteroidea; Valvatida; Asterinidae. The record is from RefSeq and is a predicted model, not a curated record. Gene Ontology annotation, molecular function: phosphatidylinositol phosphate binding. Bases 161 to 658 code for a protein of 165 amino acids.
GCAAGCUGCGCCCCGAUCCCCUGAGUGGAACUCAACUAUGGAGGGCGCCCUACAUGUACUCCACCCGAGCUUGCAAAAUUGUAGGUCACACGGGGUUUUGUUACCGAGGUUUUGUCCUUUUACGGAUGAUUUAUUCCAGUAAAAUUUUCUCAGCCUUGUCAUGAUCAGUGUUUGUAUUCCAAACAUCAGGCAGGUCGUGCAGGAUGAUGAGAAAUACACGACUUACCAGGUGCACGUCCAAGUCUCCGGUAAAACCCACGUCAUUGAGAAGCGAUACAGUGAAUUCCAUUCAUUACAUAAACAGGUUAAGAAGUCCAUUGAGACGCCCGACUUUCCCCCAAAGAAAAUGCGAUCACUGACAGUGAAAGGCAUCGAACAGAGAAGGCAGGCGUUGGAGACGUAUCUACAGACACUCCUAGACAAAGACAAUGUGCCCAAGUCCUUGUUGACUUUCCUCAAAGUCAAGAACCUCAGAACUGUCAGCUACGAUUCACUGGAUGAACUGGGGAAAGAACCUCAAAGGUCCAGCCACCAGCCAGUGAUGUCCUUCCAAAGUGACGCCUACCUCCACCCUCCGUCAUGUGACAGUGGCCUGCCAGACAGCCUGGACGAAGGGGUGCGAAUGGGACUCUACGAGGACGUUGUGGAGGUCACAUGAUGUCAUCGGUCACAUGAUUUCAUUGGUCACAUGUCAUUGAUGACAUGAUGUUGUCGGUCACAUGAUGUGAUCAUUCACAUGUCAUUGGUCACAUCAUGCCAUUGGUCACAUGAUGUCAUUAAUCACAUAAAAUCAUUACCAACAUGAUGUCAUUGGUUUUUAUGUCAGUGGUUUGAUUAUGUUAUUAGUCACAUGAUGUCAUUAGUCACAUGACCUCAGUGCACAUGAUACAUCAUGUGUUAUAGCAUGGCCUGUAGUGUGCUGCAUUCUUUAGAUCACCCCUUAUUGUUUUUUCAAAUUACUGAAAUUUUCGGGCGGGGGGUGGGGUGGCUGCUGUGCUCUUCAUGACAUCUUGCCCAUUUCACCGCCAUGAGCAAUGCAACCCCACUUAACUGAUACAUGUAUAUGUAAGAAAAAAAAAAGAAAAAAGAUCUUCCCUUACUAAUGGCAGUUACAAUCUGCCGAUUUUGGAUAUUUUUGUUUGUCAGAACAGUUCACCUGUGUUAUGAUAUAAUGAAUUUGGUAAAUAAUUUUACAUUAGCAAAAUGAUCAAUUUUUGCCAGUUCAUAUCUUCCAGUCAGCAUUGGCCAAAUUUUGGCAUUGUUUGUUUGUUGUUUAUAUCUUUGUUUUAGAUACUGUUCUGUGAAAAUGUUUGCCGUAUGAUACCUGUAAGUGCAAUCACUAUCAAUAUUCUAUAAUACGUGUCAUUAUUAAAUAAUAAUAUGUUCUCCUAUUUUUCACUUAAUAUUGUUGACUGCUGUGAUGUGGGUUGUGACCUUUUUAACUCCCGUUUGGGCGCCAUGGGCGCAUAGCACCCUCAUAUGCGCCCCUCGGGUGUUACAAACGUCAUAUCCCACAUCACAGCAGUCAACAAUUGUUUUGUUAUAUCGUGCCAAUAUAAACUCAGAAAGAUAAAUGGUUGAAACGUAUGCGCCUAUCAAAUGUUCAAACAGUAUCCAAGUAUCCAAGCCAGUCUCCUGACGAUGACUAGAGCAGGCUAGUCGAAACGUUGAGACCAAAGACAAGUUCGUUUAGAACUUACAGCAGGACUGUUCUUAUCAGAACAAAAAACUACUUAGCAAAGUUGAUAAUAAGCAGGACAAGUUCUUUUCAGAACUAAUAUCUUCUAAGCAGUAGUUAUUACCACAUGGUGUUGCCGCAAACCGAAACGAUACCGAUACCCCACCAUGCAAAGCCUCAAAUCUUAUAUCAGUAUCCAAGCACACGAUAUAACAAUGAACGUUAGCAUGAUCUUUAUUAUUGCAUGUUACUGAUGUAAUAUCAUUUUAGCUUCUUUUAAAUUUUCAGAAGGUAGUAUCAUUGCAUUUUAACUUCACUAUGAGUAAUACAUAUUUUAUUUUCUCAUAUUUCAAUGUCACUUAUAUGAUCAGUAAAAUUGGUUAACUUUAUGAGGAUCGAAUGAAAUUGACGUGUGAAAUAAAUUUAAAGUGAACGAA